Molecule: messenger RNA, 1804 nt
Organism: Xyrauchen texanus (razorback sucker)
Lineage: Eukaryota; Metazoa; Chordata; Actinopteri; Cypriniformes; Catostomidae
Product: dnaJ homolog subfamily A member 4-like
Exons: 8
Coding region: 88-1278 (396 amino acids)
Biological process (GO): response to heat; protein refolding
Cellular component (GO): cytoplasm; cytosol
Molecular function (GO): ATP binding; Hsp70 protein binding
Source: RefSeq, a predicted model, not a curated record
GAACUACAGUCAAACGGGAAGAGACUAACCCGAGAAAACAGCGAACCGGCUUUUGCUCUUCUUAAAAUUGUUUGAGCCCUAACAAAGAUGGUUCGAGAAACCGGUUACUAUGAUCUGCUCGGCGUCAGUCCCAAAGCCUCGCUGGACGAGCUCAAAAAGGCAUAUCGGAAACUGGCGUUGAAAUAUCAUCCGGAUAAGAACGCGAAUGAAGGCGAGAAAUUCAAAAUCAUAUCACAAGCCUAUGAGGUCCUGUCAGAUCCUAAAAAGCGGGAAUUGUAUGACCAAGGUGGUGAACAAGCUAUCAAGGAGGGAGGCGUUGGAGGAGGGGGCUCAUCGCCCAUGGACAUUUUCAACAUGUUCUUUGGUGGUGGAGGCAGAACGCAGAGAGAAAGAAAAGUCAAGAAUGUUGUUCAUCAGCUUGGGGUCACACUGGAAGAACUGUACAAUGGCUCAACAAGAAAACUAGGUCUUCAGAAGAAUGUUAUCUGUGAGAAAUGUGAUGGUUAUGGAGGCAAAAAGGGCGCACUUGAAAAAUGCUCAACAUGCAAAGGAAGCGGGGUGCAGGUCCACGUCCAACAGAUCAGACCUGGAAUGAUCCAGCAAAUUCAAAGCAUGUGUUCAGACUGCCAAGGACAGGGAGAGAAAUUCAACUCCAAGGACCGCUGCAAGAACUGCAAUGGACACAAAGUAGAACGCAAGAAGAAGAUUCUUGAAGUACACGUUGACAAAGGCAUGAAGGAUGGCCAGAAAAUCACGUUCCAUGGAGAAGGAGAUCAAGAACCUGGACUGGAACCUGGCGAUGUCAUAAUCGUACUGGACCUGAAAGAGCACCCUGUCUUCCAAAGGCAGGAUGACAACCUGAUGAUGAAGAUGAAAAUCAAGCUGGUAGAGGCCCUUUGUGGGUUUAAGAAGACAAUCCAUUUGCUUGACGGUAGAACACUCCUUAUCCACUCAUCUCCAGGUCAAGUAAUAAAACCGAAUGAAUUUAAAUGUAUUCAUAAUGAGGGCAUGCCUGUGCACAGAGACCCUUAUGAGAAAGGUCUUCUUAUCAUACAGUUUGAGAUUGAGUUCCCAAAUAAACAUUGGCUACCUGAGCACAUGCUGCCUGACCUGGAGAAGCUACUUCCAAUGAGAGAUCAUGCCAUGGUGUUGGAUGAUAUGGAAGAGGUUGACCUCUGUGAAAUAGACUAUGAAAGCCAAAAGAGAAACUACAGUGGUGAAGCCUAUGACGAAGAUGAAGGCCCCAGGCAGGGUGGAGUCCAAUGCCAGACUCAGUGAAUGUCAUAUUUAAUGGGAUUAUUUGUGCAGCAUUUUUCUAAAAUGACAGCAAAUGUACACUGAAAGAUAGGACAGUUAAAUGCAAUCACUGGCGAUGAAUUCCCCCAAUACCAAAGCCUUAAGAGAUGGACCAUUUUCUUGCCAUGUUUGUUUUGAAGCAUCUUGCAAGAAAGAACCUGGGAUAUCAAGCAAUUACCACCAAAAAUGCAUAUUAUAAGUACAUUGAAUUAUUGCAAAUAUUUUGGAUGAAAAUCUGGAUGGUAAUCCACUUAAGAACUGAAUUUAAUAGUAACUGCAUUGUUAAUUUUUGCUUGCAAAUUAAUCAGUCUGUGAAUGAGUACAUGAUGCAGUACCUUUUACGUUUCAGUAGAUGUGCAAGUGUGUCAUGUGUAAACUGCACUUUUUUUUGUCUGACAUGAAAAAUUCCAGUUGAAAUUUUCUAUUUGUACACUUUCUUAGGUGUUGGUUUAAUACAUGUUUACCAUGUUAAGUUUAAUUCUCCUAAAAUUGUUCUGUUUUUCACAAA